Cavia porcellus (domestic guinea pig) is the source of this 954-nucleotide messenger RNA. Its product is annotated as olfactory receptor 143-like. Gene Ontology annotation, molecular function: G protein-coupled receptor activity; odorant binding; olfactory receptor activity. The record is from RefSeq and is a predicted model, not a curated record. The transcript is spliced from 2 exons. Gene Ontology annotation, biological process: sensory perception of smell; G protein-coupled receptor signaling pathway. The coding region runs from base 22 to 954 and encodes 310 amino acids. Gene Ontology annotation, cellular component: membrane. NCBI's taxonomy places the organism in Eukaryota, Metazoa, Chordata, Mammalia, Rodentia, Caviidae.
CAACUGCAGCACGUAAAUGAAAUGGACAUAGGAAACAACUCUUCAGUGAUGGAGUUUAUUCUGAUGGGAUUGACGGACCAGCCUGAGCUACAAUUGCCCCUCUUCUUCUUGUUCUUGAUGAACAGCAUAGCCACUGUGGUGGGAAAUGUGAGCUUAAUUAACUUAAUUUUGCUGAAUUCACACCUUCACACACCCAUGUACUUUUUUCUCUUCAAUUUGUCCUUCAUUGAUUUAUGUUACUCAUUUGUCUGUGGCCCCAAAUUGCUGAUGGGGUUUAUUUCACAGAGGAAUGUCAUCCCAUUUACAGGGUGUAUGGCUCAGCUCUUUUUCUUCUGUUUUUUUGUCAGUUCUGAGUGCUAUGUGCUGACAGCUAUGGCCUAUGAUCGCUAUGUGGCUAUUUGUCAGCCCCUUCUGUACGCAGUCAUCAUAUCCCCUAGAACCUGUUCUCUGCUGAUGCUUGGCUCCUACUUGAUGGGGUUUAUGGGUGCCAUGCUCCACACAGGAUGCAUGAUGAGGCUUAUCUUUUGUGAUUCUAACAUCAUCAACCAUUACAUGUGUGACAUCCUCCCCCUGCUCCAGCUCUCCUGCAGCAGCACAUAUGUCAACGAGCUUCUGAGUUCUGCUGUUGUGGGCACAGUUAUCAUUGGGUCUAGCCUCAUUAUUUUCAUCUCGUAUGCUUCGAUUCUCUUUAAUAUCAUGCAUAUGUCAUCAGUCAGGGCUUCAUCCAAAGCCAUCAGUACCUGUGGUUCUCACAUAAUAUCUGUUGGCCUGUUCUAUGGAUCUGGUCUGCUCACUUAUGUCAAGCCAUCAUCUGCUAGCUCCGUGGGCCAGGGAAAGUUUUUCUCUGUGUUUUAUACACUUGUGAUUCCCAUGCUCAAUCCCCUCAUUUAUAGCCUCAGGAACAAGGAUGUCAAACUUACUCUGAAGGGAGCCCUGAAGAGAAACACAAGCUGA